This is a messenger RNA of Bactrocera neohumeralis, 2469 nucleotides long. RefSeq lists its product as uncharacterized. The record is from RefSeq and is a predicted model, not a curated record. The transcript is spliced from 2 exons. Bases 1067 to 2074 code for a protein of 335 amino acids. Lineage: Eukaryota; Metazoa; Arthropoda; Insecta; Diptera; Tephritidae.
UGGGCUUCACUUUCAGCAGAAAAAUGGUUUCUUGGACGCCAAGCAGCAGAAUACAUUGUGUCACUGCGUAAUAGAGAAUUAUAUAGGAAGGCGGAAAAAACUGACAUAUGGAGAAAUGCAAAAGUGGGCCAACAUCAUCUGCGAUGUAUUCCCCAAAGAGAAUCCGGAAACAUAUUUUCUAGCAAGAAAAUAUGGUAAGAAAAAUCGUACGGGAAAGCUAUUUUCACGCUGGACGAAUGCUGACAAAACCAAUUAUAAAAAGUUUUCAACCGAUCGUACAACUACCGCUUUGCCAGCAGCUUUAUCCAGCGGUAUAAACAAAUAGAUUGUUUACUCUCACAAGAUAUACUUAUUUCUGAAUAUUUAGAUAAGUAUUACGAAAAGAAGAUAAACCACAAUACCAUCUCAAAUGGUAUUGUGGUUUAUCAAAUGAAAUUGCGGUAUUCAGGAUUUCGUGCUAUAUAAUAUGCAAACGACCGAUAUAGAUAUGUAUGUAUAUGUACAACAAUAAAUUUUAUAUUGCGCUGUCGUGGUGAUUUGGAAAUGCAAUGAUGCCGGAUCGUAUACACGAAAUCCUGAAUAUCACUUUUAAAAUAAUAAAAUUUUUAUUUACACAAUUUUUUUUUACAGAAUGUAAAUAUUGUAUAAGUACAAUUCUUCUACAUGCUUUGCUACAGCCUUUGAGGCUUAAUAAGGACAAAAAACCAACAAUAGCUGAUGCCCAAACAGAUUUCGUAACACUCGUUGCAACACGUAAUGAUAUUCAACCCACCAUAAUUGAAUUGAAGAACCAGUUUGCGGUAAGAAAGGAGAAACUACAGCCGAGAAUUAUCGUCGUUGGAUCAGAUUGGUCAUCCAUUUCAGAGUUUUAUGUUUUUUGCGAUGGUCUGCAAUGCGUUGACUGCAUUAUUAAACUAUCGUACGUUUAUAAGAUAGAGUAUUCACAAAGAAGCAAGCAAGUAUGGGCAUUUUUAGAACAAUAUUUUUUUGAGUUGAAACCCGAAGAAUUUUCUUCAGUGGCAAAUCUUUUGAGUAAAUUAAACUAAUUUCGUCUAAUUUUGCUAUAAUGCCCAAUUUUGCUUGUUUCAUUUGUCAAAAAGCUCACUUAAAUCCUAUAGAGCUGAUUAAACAUCUAAAGUCAGCACAUGGUACUCCACCAGUUUGUAAAUUUCAAUGUAACGAAUAUAAUUGCAAACAAAUUUUUUAUAACAUUCACAGAUUUCAAAUUCACCUCAAAAAACGUUUGAAAAUAGAAAUUCGCAAUAGAAAAUCUUGUAAAGAAAAUUCUCUUGCUCUUAAUAUUCCAAUUCAAAAAACUAAUUCAUCAAAUCAACUAGUACCAAUUCAAGAUAUUACUUCUUUAAAAGAUUCAAUGAUCGCGUUUCUACUUCAACUGCAUUCCAAUACGAAUUUUUCUCGGAAAGACGUAUUCGAAAUUCAAAAUUCCUUAACAGUGUUAAUUUCAACCCCAAUAUGUGAAAUAUUAAGAGCCAUUAGUAAUUUUCAUGAAAAUAAUUCUAUACUUGAGGAAGUAAUUAAAAUUAUAUCUCAGCCAUUUUAUGAUUUAACUACCGAAUACAAAUUUUUCAAAGAAAUAGAAAAACUAGACCUGUAUAAACAUACGCAAAAAUAUAUUGUUAGCGACGAACUCUCAGAAGUCAUACUUAAUAACAACCCAACUUUAACCUCAGCUAGAACCGAAAUAACCCUAUCAGACAUUCCUUUUCAAAUUAAAAAAUUUUUUGAGAGUAAAGGGAUCUUAGAGGCAACGCUUUUAAAUAUGAAAAACUUUUCAGAAAACCUUCCUUAUACUCAUUUCAUCAAUAGCAGCUUUUGGCAAAAUUCAAAGAAAAAUAAUGUAACGAUUCCAUUUUUUUUGUAUAUGGAUGACUUCGAAAUUAAUGAUCCUUUGGGCAGUAAAUCUGGCCAACAAAAAAUUUGCGGUAUAUAUUAUAACUUUCCAAGCGUACCUCAGUACCAACUUAGCAAAUUAUCAAAUAUAUUUGUAGCAGGGUUUGUUAAGUUCGAGAUCUACAAGAUUGUGGAUUUACUGUUUGCCUUACACCACUUCUGAAUAUUUUAAAAACAUUGGAAAUUAAUGGCCUUCAAAUAAAUGUAGAUGGCAAAAGCUGUAUAAUACAUUUUAAACUAGUACAAAUUUUAGGCGAUAAUCUUGGUCUUAACACUGCAUUAGGCUAUGUCAGUUCUUUUUCUGCGAAUUCUUGCUGCAGAAUAUGCAAAAGGCAAAAACUUCAAACUCGUACAGAUUGUCUUGAAGUCCCGAACUCAUUACGAACUAGAAGUAGUUAUAAUAGCGAUAUUUUACUGAACAAUCCUGUUGUUAGUGGCAUUAAAAAUGUUUCGAUAUUUACUUCCUUGUCAAACUUUCAUGUAACCGAUAACAUUGCUUGUGACAUAAUGCACGAUUUAUUUUUGGGUGUUUGCAAAUAUAAUUUUUCCAAAAUUUUA